GCCGUGACUUCUCCAUAUCGCAGCGCACACCCCGAGAUCCGUACUAGACCCCAAACUUGUCCAGCAACUUAACCUCUUGCUAUAGUACUGCACGAUGAAUGGCACAAACGGGACCAAUGGCACACCGGUGGGUGCAAAGCUCCUGUGGAGACAUUCCUCCCCAGAGAGCACCCCAAUGUACCAAUUUCUCCACAAAGUAAACUGGACGCACGGACUGCAGUUGUCGACAUAUCCUGAGCUCCACCAAUGGAGUAUUGACAACAUUGAUCAAUUUUGGCAGGACGUUUGGGAGUUUGUGGGCGUGAGGGCUCAAGGCAAAGCAACAAAAGCAGUGGAUUCAAAUGCUCCUAUGUUCCCUCGUCCGGCAUUCUUCGAGGGUGCCACGCUGAAUUUCGCCGAGAACCUACUCUUUCCCGCCCAAGAAGUCAGCCCAGAGUCGCCUGCCGUCAUCGCCGUAACCGAGACAACACGCGAAACAGUGACAUGGAAGGAACUGAGGGAAAGAGUCAGGCAAUGUCAGGCUGGUAUGAAGGCUCUCGGAAUACAAAAAGGCGACAGGGUUGCUGGCUAUGUCGCCAACCAUACGAAUGCGCUUGUUGCUAUGCUGGCUGCAACGUCACUGGGAGGCAUCUGGACAGCAGUCAGCCCCGAUACAGGUGUACACGCUGUACUGGAGCGGUUAAUACAGAUCGAACCAGUCAUACUCUUUGCAGACAAUGCUGCCUUCUACAACGGCAGAAGUCACCCAGUCAUACCCAAAGUCAGCGAGAUUGCAGCUGGACUGCCCUCUCUGCAAGCGGUCGUAGUCUUCCCUACUGUGUCAUCGGUGCUUGUGGAUCCGAGCUCUAUCAAAGUAUCCUUGGGCCAAGCUUACGACUAUGCGGCGUUUGCAACACUUUCGAAGAACUCAGAAUUGACGUUCGAGCAGCUCAGUCCCGACCAUCCUGUCUACAUCCUCUACUCAAGUGGUACAACUGGUUCACCAAAGUGCAUCGUCCAUGGAGCCAUUGGUACACUUCUCCAGCACAAGAAAGAACACAUCAUUCACUCUUCGAUCACCCUCUCUUCCCGCCUUUUCUACUUCACGACCUGCACAUGGAUGAUGUGGCACUGGCUCGUCUCUGGUCUAGCUUCUGGGGCCGCAAUUGUACUUUACGACGGUUCACCUUUCCGCUACAUUGACAGCAGCAACCCUUCGACAUCCGUGCCAGAUGACCUUGCCAUGCAUCGUCUGAUUGAGGAGUACGGCAUUACUCAUUUCGGUACCUCUGCGAAGUACCUGUCAAUCCUCGAGCAGAAAUCAGUGAACCCCAGGGCUGCAGGUCUUGCGUUGAGCAAAUUGGAAGCAAUCUACUCCACAGGCUCGCCACUCGCACCUUCAACAUUCUCCUACGUCUACUCCGCUUUUCCCUCAACCAUCAACCUCGGUAGCAUUACGGGUGGUACAGAUAUUAUCUCCCUCUUCGGUGCACCAAACCCUCUGAUACCCGUAUAUGAAGGCGAGAUCCAAGCCGCUGGGCUCGGCAUGGCGAUCGCUGCGUUUGACUACACCGGUGAAGACAUCUCAUCUACGGGCGAGCCAGGUGACCUUGUCUGCACAAAACCCUUCAUCUGUCAGCCUGUCGCAUUCUGGGGCGGGGAGGGUUUCAAGAAGUACCAGAACUCAUACUUCGACAAGUUCACUAACAAGAAGGGAGAGCGGAUCUGGCAUCAUGGCGACUUUGUACGCUUCAACCCCCAAACUGGCGGUAUUUGGAUGCUAGGGCGAAGCGAUGGCAUCCUGAAGCCGGCUGGUGUGCGAUUCGGCUCAGCAGAGAUCUACAACGUCGUACUUGAGCACUUUGCUGAAGAGGUCUUAGAUGCUCUGUGCAUUGGGCGGCGGAGAGAAACUGACCCCGACGAGACCGUGGUACUUUUCUUAAAGAUGGCAGAGGGCCACCAGAUCUCUAACCAACUGGUGUUGAAGAUCAAGACCGCGGUCAAGAACUCAUUAAGCGCAAGGCACGUUCCAGCUGUCGUCGACGAGUGUCCAGAGAUACCAGUGACCACGAACGGAAAGAAAGUCGAGGGUGCAGUGAAGCAGAUCUUGUGCGGGCUGAACGUCAAAACAUCUGCGAGUGUUGCGAACGCAGAAUGUCUGGACUGGUAUCGCGACUGGGCGCGCACGCAAUAAGCAUACCAUAUACGGAACGCAAUAUCAUUCGUUCUUGGACAAGUACUUUGCAGCUCUGCAUACUUCACUGCCCAACUCUUAACAUCAGCAAUGACUCUGUAGAUUGACAGUUAUCUCACGAAUAGUCCAU
Molecule: messenger RNA, 2303 nt
Organism: Macroventuria anomochaeta
Lineage: Eukaryota; Fungi; Ascomycota; Dothideomycetes; Pleosporales; Didymellaceae
Product: acetoacetate-CoA ligase
Exons: 3
Coding region: 95-2173 (692 amino acids)
Biological process (GO): lipid metabolic process
Cellular component (GO): cytosol
Molecular function (GO): acetoacetate-CoA ligase activity
Source: RefSeq, a predicted model, not a curated record